CUGCGUCCAAAACAGAGCCCCCCCUUCGUCGGCUGUGACGUCACGACAGCGCUGUUUUUCUGCGGCUGAAGUUUUGUCGCUUCCUCGCAGGAAUGGCGGCGCUGGGAGCGAAGUCAUCAAAUUUAAUAACAUUAUUAAAAUUAUUUCUUCUUUUACACAUCGUUCAGCACAUACAGGCGGCUUCAGAGCCCGGUAAAUGGACUCUAAAUGUUGACAGCGAAAACAUUCAUGAACAGAACAAGUUCAUUUUCAGAAAGACGUUAUUCAACAGUUCUACAAUUUACCUACAAUGGAUGAGUGAAGACUGCAAGCAUCCAGUUAAUCUCUCAAUAUCCUGGUACCUGCGAAACUCACACUGCUAUGAUGAAGUCUUUGGGCUGGAUAAUUCUCAAGUCAAUAACUACUUCAAGUUGAACGCAGAAGUGAGAGAGGGUGGGACUGGUUUUUUCGUUUUCCAUGAGUACGAACUCAUAGAGUGCGGGCAGCAGGUCCACGGGGACGAGCUUGCUGUGAAAUCCUUCGAUGUGCCGAUAAAGAUUACGAAGCCAGGAAUGUUCCAGACGGACGAAGAACGGAAAGCCAAGAGAAGCACGGAAGUAGAAAAGACGGCUUCUGAGAAACCGACGGUGGGCAAGGAUGCGACAAGAAGAGCAGAGGAUGAAGAAGUCCAGGAGGAGACGACGACGACAUCGUCUGCAGUGUACGCGGUUGCCAGGACGUGGGAAGAUGGUCCCUACAUGUUCAUCGUUCAGAUUGAAGAGGCGGGCAGCAGCCCUGACAAAUACCCCGGCUCCGAGCCCAGGGGCGGCUCCGAGGAGAGCAACGGGUGGAAACUGCAGUUAGAAAUCAGGAUGUUGGGUCCCUACCAAUACAUCUCCGCGUCUGAAUGGCCUCUGAUGUGUUUCUACAUGGUGAUGUGCAUCAUCUACGUGCUGCUGGGGGGUCUGUGGCUGGGUCUCUGCGCCUGCUACUGGAGAGACCUGCUGCGCAUCCAGUUCUGGAUCGGAGGGGUGGUCUUCCUGGGCAUGCUGGAGAAGGCGGUGUACUACACAGAGUUCCAGAGCAUCCGCUACAACGGCCUGUCUGUGCAAGGGGCUGUGGUAUUUGCUGAAAUCCUCUCUGCUGUGAAGAGAACUCUGGCCCGUGUGUUAGUCAUCAUUGCCAGCCUGGGAUACGGAAUUGUCAAGCCAAGACUGGGGGCUGUUCUGCACAGAGUUGUGGGGGUUGGUUUGGUCUACCUGACCUUCUCGAUCGUGGAGGGCGUCCUUCGGGUGAAUUCGGCUCAGGAUGAUCUUGUGCUCUUGGCUGCCAUCCCCUUGGCCGUGCUCGACUCUGCCCUCUGCUGGUGGAUAUUUAUCAGCCUCGCUCAGACCAUGAAGCUGCUGCGACUCCGGAGGAACCUGGUGAAACUGUCCCUCUACCGCCACUUCACCAACACCUUGAUGUUCGCCGUCAUCGCUUCUGUAAUUUUCAUCAUCUGGACGACCAAGACGUUUAAAUUUUCCCAGUGUGAGUCGGACUGGAGGGAGCUGUGGAUUGACGAUGCUUUCUGGAGGUUUCUCUUCUCCAUCAUUCUGCUGGUCAUCAUGUUCCUGUGGAGACCUUCCAUCAACAACCAGAGAUACGCCUUCACUCCUCUUCUUGACGAGAUGAGCGACGAGGAAAAAGAAGCGAUGAUGAGCGACGCGUUCGAGGGAAUGAAGAUGAGAGGAAUGAAAACAGAGACCAACGGAUCAACCAUAGCCAGCAAAGAGGAUGAAGAUCUGAAAUGGGUGGAGGAGAACAUCCCAUCUUCCAUGGCAGAUGUGGCGCUACCGCCUUUACUGGACUCGGAUGAGGAGAACGUAACGACCCAAUUCGAGAUUUCAAAGAUGGAAUAAAACCAAAUGCCUUUUGACAGUAUUUAUUGUAAAUAGUUAUUAAUUUGUUACUUUUUCUCACCGAUUUGAUUUUAUUCCAAACUCGGAGCCGAGGUGAGGAAUUUAUUAACUUUUUAUUGCCUAUUUUUAUUUAUAUUUUCUUUAAAAAUAUUCUGUUUUCAUUGAUUUUCAGACAUCGUUACUGAUAAUGAAACACCACUGAUAACAUGCUAACAUGUAACUGGGAUUGGAGAACAAACUAAUAAAUGAAAUGCCAUCCAUGAAUCUGAAA
Molecule: messenger RNA, 2151 nt
Organism: Acipenser ruthenus (sterlet)
Lineage: Eukaryota; Metazoa; Chordata; Actinopteri; Acipenseriformes; Acipenseridae
Product: transmembrane protein 87A-like
Exons: 21
Coding region: 93-1880 (595 amino acids)
Biological process (GO): retrograde transport, endosome to Golgi
Cellular component (GO): Golgi apparatus; membrane
Source: RefSeq, a predicted model, not a curated record